Dracunculus medinensis (Guinea worm) is the source of this 705-nucleotide messenger RNA. The record is from the annotation of a GenBank genome assembly. Lineage: Eukaryota; Metazoa; Nematoda; Chromadorea; Rhabditida; Dracunculidae.
AUGCCUCAAAAAUCAUUUAAAGUUAACGAUGAAUAUGCGAAAAUUUCGGAAAUUAUUCCAGGACUAUUUAUUUCUGGUGUAAGUGGUUUAACACUCGAAAAUAUUAAGAAAUAUCAAAUUUCAAUGAUUAUCAAUGCUACAACUGAGGUUCCACAAUUGAAGAUGUUUGGUAAUAUAGCACGACAAAAAUUAUGGCUUGAGGAUAAGCCAGAUGUUGACAUCUAUUCCUUUCUAGAUUUUUUAAGCGACCAGAUUGAGGUCAAUAUUGCCGAUGGUGGCAAUGUUCUUGUACAUUGUGUUGCGGGAGUUUCGCGCUCCGCAUCAAUAUGUUUGGCUUAUCUUACCAAAUACAAAUGUAGAUCGUUAAGAGAUGCUUAUCAUUUAAUGAUCGAUAAGAGACCUUUGGUCAGACCUAAUCUUGGCUUCUGGCAGGCGCUUAUAACUUAUGAAAAAACGAUCAAAGGUAACUCUGGAUCAGUUCGUCUUAUAUCUGAUCCUGCUCAGCAGGAUAACUUGCUACCUGAUGUUUAUCUACGAUUGGCUAUUCAGAACAAGCCAGAGAGUAUAGAUUCUAGCGAAAAUGCUUCGAAAAAAGCAAGGAAUCAAGCUAAUAAAAUAAAAUUUCAACCGAUUCUUGAAACACUUUCUGAAGGAACUGAAGGUAUAGAUAAGGAUUCUUUAGUUGACAAGGAUUGCGAUAAUUAA